Molecule: messenger RNA, 948 nt
Organism: Pistacia vera
Lineage: Eukaryota; Viridiplantae; Streptophyta; Magnoliopsida; Sapindales; Anacardiaceae
Product: elongation factor 1-beta 2-like
Exons: 6
Coding region: 77-745 (222 amino acids)
Biological process (GO): translational elongation
Cellular component (GO): cytosol; eukaryotic translation elongation factor 1 complex
Molecular function (GO): guanyl-nucleotide exchange factor activity; translation elongation factor activity
Source: RefSeq, a predicted model, not a curated record
AGCCAUUCUCUCUUUCGUGUUCCCUAUCCGCCCCUCUCCCGUUUUUCUUCUCCGUUAUCAUCCAAUUCAAUUACAAAUGGCUAUCACUUUCUCAGAUCUACAUACUGAGUCAGGCCUCAAGUCUCUUGACGACUAUCUCUCCGGAAAAACUUAUAUUUCUGGGGAUAAGAUUACAAAGGAUGACAUCAAGGUGUACGGUGCCGUUUUAGAGAAGCCGGGUAGUUCCUUCCCUAAUGCCAGCAAGUGGUACGAAUGCGUGUCUUCGCAUCUGGCCCCAACCUUUCCUGGCAAAGCAGUUGGUGUGAGAAUUGGUGGCAAAGGUGCUCCAGUUGAAGCUACUCCAGCCAAGGCUCCUGCUGGAGAUGAUGAUGAUGAUUUGGAUCUCUUUGGAGAUGAGACAGAGGAGGAUAAGAAGGCAGCAGAGGAGAGAGAGGCAUCUAAAGCCAAGUCUGCCAAGAAGAAAGAAAGUGGGAAAUCUUCUGUUCUGUUGGAUGUGAAACCUUGGGAUGAUGAGACAGACAUGAAGAAGCUUGAAGAGGCCGUUAGGAGUAUUGAGAUGCCUGGUCUCUUCUGGGGAGCAUCAAAACUGGUUCCAGUUGGUUACGGGAUUAAGAAGUUGCAGAUCAUGCUUACAAUUGUUGAUGACCUUGUUUCUGUGGAUUCACUCAUUGAGGAACGUCUCACAGUUGAGCCAUGUGAUGAAUAUAUCCAGAGUUGUGACAUUGUUGCCUUCAACAAAAUCUAAAAAUCCUUUAACUGUACUUGAUAUAGGAUGCUAUUGCUAGACAUUUUUGGCCGUGGUUUAGUUUUUGUUAUUUAUUCCCCUUUGGCCCCAGUGUUUUCAGUUGGUAUUGUUUGCCAAAUCAUUUAAGUUAAUCUAAACUAUAUUUUUAAAUGGCUGGAGAUUUUAGUUCUAUAUAGCUCAGGAUGGUUGUUCUUAUUUUGAAA